ACUGGGCGGGGCCGGGCGGGAAACGUUAGGGGAGCCGUACUUGGGGUCCCGGGCGAACCAGGGCUCCCGGGCCGAGGUUCGGCCGGAUGAAGAGCGGGGCGGCUGGGCCGGUGCUCCCCAGCACGGGCCUCAGGUCGGCCAGCCGGGCUGCCGGCGCUUCCGGAACAACAGCCCCGGGCGCCGCCCAGCAUGCCCCGCACUGGACGCGGAGCGAGGCCGCCAGCCCUCGGAGACGUCCGGCGGUCCGGGGAGGCGCGGCCACCCGCGGGAUGUGUUAGCACGUGACACCGGCCCCGGCGCGCUCCAGUCGGACGUCGGUCCUCUGCACUGCCCGCGCAGGAUGAAUGACAUGAAUUUGAGCCCAGUGGGGAUGGAGCAGCUGUCUUCAUCCUCUGUGAACAAUGCCCUGCCGGUCUCAGGAAGUCACCUGGGUUUGGCUGCCUCUCCCUCUCACAGCGCCAUCCCUGCCCCAGGUCUCCCGGUGGCAAUUCCAAACCUGGGCCCCUCCCUGAGCUCUCUGCCUUCUGCCUUGUCUCUGAUGCUCCCCAUGGGAAUUGGAGAUCGAGGGGUGAUGUGUGGGUUACCUGAAAGAAACUACACCCUACCUCCGCCACCUUACCCUCACCUAGAGAGCAGUUACUUCAGAACCAUUCUACCUGGCAUUUUAUCUUAUUUAGCUGACAGACCACCUCCUCAGUACAUCCACCCCAACUCUAUAAACGUUGAUGGUAAUACAGCGUUGUCUAUCACCAACAGCCCUUCAGCACUAGAUCCCUAUCAGGCCAACGGAAAUGUUGGACUAGAAUUAGGUGUUGUUUCAAUAGACUCUCGCUCUGUGAACACACAUGGUGCCCAAAGUCUUCAUCCUAAUGAUGGCCACGAAGUGGCAUUGGACACAACAAUCACUAUGGAGAAUGUUUCUAGGGUUACCAGCCCAAUCUCUACAGAUGGAAUGGCAGAGGAGCUUACAAUGGAUGGUGUUGCAGGAGAACAUUCGCAAAUCCCAAAUGGCUCCAGAAGUCAUGAACCUCUCUCUGUGGAUUCUGUGAGCAACAACCUUACAGCAGACACUGUAGGACAUGGUGGUGUGAUACCCAUUCAUGGGAAUGGUCUGGAGCUUCCUGUGGUCAUGGAGACAGACCACAUUGCAAAUCGGGUCAAUGGGAUGUCUGACAGUGCCCUCAGUGACUCCAUCCACACCGUGGCCAUGAGCACCAACUCUGUAAGCGUGGCACUCUCUACCUCACACAACCUCGCUUCCCUAGAAUCUGUUUCCCUCCAUGAAGUUGGCCUUAGCCUAGAGCCUGUGGCUGUCUCUUCCAUCACGCAGGAGGUUGCUAUGGGGACAGGUCAUGUAGAUGUGUCCUCAGACAGCUUGGCUUUUGUACCACCUUCGCUGCAAAUGGAAGACUCCAAUUCAAACAAGGAAAAUAUGGCAACCUUGUUUACAAUCUGGUGCACUCUCUGUGACCGAGCCUACCCCUCAGACUGCCCUGAUCACGGACCAGUGACUUUUGUUCCUGACACACCGAUAGAGAGCAGAGCAAGGCUGUCCCUCCCAAAGCAACUUGUUCUCCGCCCGUCCAUUGUGGGCACAGAAGUUGGUGUGUGGACUGCAGAGACCAUUCCUGUGCGCACUUGCUUCGGGCCUCUGAUUGGUCAGCAGAGCCACUCCAUGGAAGUAGCAGAGUGGACAGACAAGGCAGUUAACCAUGUCUGGAAGAUAUACCACAGUGGUGUCCUAGAAUUCUGCAUCAUCACAACGGAUGAAAAUGAGUGUAAUUGGAUGAUGUUUGUGCGCAAAGCCAGGAACCGUGAAGAACAGAAUUUGGUGGCUUAUCCCCAUGAUGGAAAAAUCUAUUUCUGUACCUCACAAGACAUCCCUCCUGAGAAUGAACUGCUUUUCUAUUAUAGCCGAGACUAUGCUCAACAGAUUGGUGUUCCUGAACACCCAGAUGUGCACCUCUGUAACUGUGGCAAGGAGUGCAAUUCCUAUUCAGAGUUCAAAGCUCAUCUGACCAGCCACAUCCAUAGCCAUCUCCCUGGCCAGGGCCACAGCAGCAGCCACGGGCCGAGCCACAGCAAGGAAAGGAAGUGGAAGUGUUCCAUGUGCCCGCAGGCUUUUAUCUCUCCUUCAAAACUCCACGUCCACUUUAUGGGACAUAUGGGCAUGAAGCCCCACAAGUGUGAUUUUUGUAGCAAGGCUUUUAGUGAUCCAAGCAACCUACGGACACACCUCAAAAUACAUACAGGUCAGAAGAAUUACAGGUGUACUUUGUGUGACAAGUCUUUCACCCAGAAGGCUCACUUGGAGUCACACAUGGUCAUCCACACGGGUGAGAAGAAUCUCAAGUGUGAUUACUGUGACAAGCUGUUCAUGAGGAGGCAGGACCUCAAGCAGCAUGUGCUCAUCCACACACAAGAACGCCAGAUCAAGUGUCCGAAGUGUGAUAAACUGUUCUUGAGAACAAACCACUUGAAGAAGCAUCUUAAUUCUCACGAAGGAAAACGAGAUUAUGUCUGUGAGAAAUGUACAAAGGCUUAUCUGACCAAGUACCAUCUCACUCGCCACCUGAAGACCUGCAAAGGGCCCACCUCCAGUUCCUCAGCACAAGAGGAGGACGAGGAGGAUGACUCUGAAGAAGAUGAUCUCCCAGACUCCAUGAGGACAGAUGAGUGUAGGAUGAGCAGUGCUAUUUACUCAGCAGACGAGUCUCUCUCCACACAUAAGUAAAAGGAAAACUGCUCUGGAUGGACCAUGCAUUAGGAAAACACAAAACCAACUCACUGCAGAGUGGGACCAGCUAAAGCACGGACAGAAGGAUCCAGAUGGAGUCUUUAAGAUGGCCUGGAGAAAAGGCAUGUGUCUGUCCUCUUAAGUAACGGGUGGCAAGGAAAGGCCCAGCUGUUGCUGUCUGUUCUUUAUUACAUAGUUAUCUGGGAGAUGCAGUUAUGCCUGAGUCAGUGUGGCCUUUUGUUCAUACAAAUCAGAGUUAUCUCACGUGGUUUUUUCCUCCAGCCAACAUGACUGACCCCAGCCAUCCCCACUGUUGACCACAUACUAAUGCACUAUUGUAAGGUGUGCAUUUCACAGAGAGAAUUGCAGCACAGCAGUGCAAGUGUUUAGGUGACUGUAAUUCAUUAUAUUAAAAAAGAAAAGAAAAGAAAAGUAACACCUGCCUAACUUCUGGCCCCUUGAGAGUUUAGAUCCUGUUUCCCCAUCUCAGCAGGUUGAGAGGGCAGGUAAAGAAGCAUUCAUGGUCAGAGGACAGUGACUGGGAGAGGAAAAGGCCCACAAAACCACCUUCGAUGGAACCCAAGGUUAGCCACCUGGUUAUGUGUACAUGCACAUCUUUGCGGUCUAGCCUUCCGUCAUUCAGUGAGGACCUGGAAUUAACAGUGUCCAACUAAUGCCUGCUGGGUCGUCUCCUGUCAGUAAGUGCACAUGGACUCACUUGACAAGACUGGUACUUCAGCCUACAGCAGGAAGGAGGGGAAUGAUCUUAUGUAGGUUUACUUUAUGAAAACCGUUAAGAUGUUGCUAGCUGAAAGCAGCAAGUAGUUCCAAAUGCAUUGGUGGGUUUCACAGGCAGGCCUUCCCAGUUGUCUUCCUUGUUAAAGGUCCUCGCCAGCUAAGUGUAGAGGAUACCAAAGGAUCUGAAAGGUAGAGAAGGCUAUCAGUCACCGUAUGGGUCUGUUUUCAGGUCCCUGUGAGCAGGCUUAGCCAGCUUUUGGAAGAAGCAGAAACAUCCUGAAGUUGACAGAUUGGUGGAACAUGCCUUCCUGCUCAAGGGUCCAACCCUGGCUUGAGUAGAGGAAGGACUCUGCUGGGAAGGUUUUGCUGCUAAUGUAUUUAUGGGAUGAAUGUAUUUCAUUCAAAUCUGUAUUCCUUUAGGAAGAAUUAAAAUCAAAAAUUUUUAAUGAAAAUGUGGAAUUUCUCAUAAUCUUUUGUGGAGGAAGGACUCAAAGUUUAAGAGAGAAGACAGCUUUUGCUCUGAGGUCAUACCCUAAUUGUUCCUGUGUAAUGGUGCUUAGACAGACUACCCUCUGGGAUUUGUAGCCUCUCCUGCUGCUGUCUUCCCAUGGCAGGGAGGGCCUUUAUUGCCUCCUUGGAAACUAACAGGUUUACAGCUGAAGUCGGGUGCUGUGAGUAGCUAGGGUGACUCCUAACACCAAGGCACAAAGCCUCACUCAUCACUAUUAAUGCUCAAAGUAAUUUCUCCCUUUUUUCAGGAGCAUCCACUUGACUAAAUUCCUUUAUUGUCCUGCACAGAGAUGCUCCUCAAACCAGUGAAGCUACAUACCAAAAACUCAAAGCAUGAGGAAGGGCAGAAAGUCCUUGGAGGAUGUAGCAGUGUUCAGUGUUGCUUCUGCCUUUAACCUCGUGGGUGUAAGUGGCACUGCCCUGUGACAGGAUUUACACUUCGCUGCCUAGCUGCAGGAGGUCUUGUCUAUUGCUGCUGGGUCAUUGGCCACACCGACAGGCCGGAGAUGGUAAAUGUGGGCUCUGUAUCCAGCUGAAAGUUCUCUGGGAUUUACUGUGGGAUGAUAGUUUGUAACCUUAGCCAAAUUACACAACCUAGUGAGUGCUUAAUUGUUUUAUACAUGCCUGCAUUUUUUUUUUCAUGUUUGUACAGAUCCUGAGUUAAAUUGGAUACACAACCCAGGAAGUCCUAAGCUUUGGAAAUUAGACAGGAAUAAUUUUUCUUGGCUGAAGCCUAGAAACAUCCAUAAUGCCUUGAUUAUGGUUGGUGGUUCCUUAAGAAGUGAGUUGCUCUUUUCUGUGUGCUGAGCUAAGGUUCAGAGUGACAUUAAAGACAGCAUGAUGUCAUAGUCUGGGUCUUAUUUUUAGACUGGUGACCUGUGUACAAAAUAUGCAGUAAGUGUUCUUUUACUGGUUCUUCUUAUUUACUGAGAAAUAUAGGUAGGCCAGCUGCUUGUAGUCCAUCAAUUACACCAUCUUACAUUAUCCCAUCAACCUGCCUCCUGAAGGAAGACCUCUCUGUACACAUACAGCCAGUGUCUAUAUGGAUAUAACUGUCUUCCCUAUUUGUGUUAAACUCUUAACCUCCAGUAUUUCAGAAUGUAAUAUUUGGACAUUUAGUUGAAGUUAAAAUGAGGUUCUCCAGUUGGGCCUCAAUGCAGUGA
Molecule: messenger RNA, 5148 nt
Organism: Peromyscus californicus insignis
Lineage: Eukaryota; Metazoa; Chordata; Mammalia; Rodentia; Cricetidae
Gene: Prdm4
Product: PR/SET domain 4
Exons: 12
Coding region: 341-2734 (797 amino acids)
Biological process (GO): regulation of transcription by RNA polymerase II; cell fate commitment; transcription by RNA polymerase II
Cellular component (GO): nucleus; cytoplasm
Molecular function (GO): DNA-binding transcription factor activity, RNA polymerase II-specific; RNA polymerase II cis-regulatory region sequence-specific DNA binding; histone deacetylase binding
Source: RefSeq, a predicted model, not a curated record